AUGGCGCUCAAAAAAACCGACAGCAGCAAACUCCUCAUGGCGGUGGUGUGUUUGGUGGCAGUCUGCAGCUCUGUUCCUAUCAGUGAUCUUCUGGACCGAGCCUCUCAGGGCUCAGAUAAACUGCACGCUCUCAGCACCAUCAUCUCUCAGGACCUGAACUCUCACUUCCCUCCCAUUGGUCAGGUGAUUAUGCCCCGCCCCUCGAUGUGUCACACCUCCUCUCUGCAGACGCCCAGCGACAAGCAGCAAACUCUGCAAGUUUCUGAGUCGGACCUCCUCUCUCUGGCUCGCUCUCUGCUCCAGGCCUGGUCCGACCCCCUGCUGGCUCUCUCAGCUUCAGCAAACACCCUCCAUCACCCCGACCAGACCUCCAUCUCCAACAAGAUCCAGGAGCUGCAGCUGCACUCCAAGAGCCUGGGGGACGGCCUGGACAUCCUGUCUGGGAAGAUGGGUCCUGCAGCUCAGACCAUCUCUUUGCUUCCCUUCUCUGGAGGAAAUGACAUCGGCCAGGACCGGAUUUCACAAUUAAUCAACUUCAACUUCCUGUUGUCUUGUUUCCGCCGCGACUCCCACAAGAUCGACAGUUUCCUGAAGGUUCUUCGCUGUCGGGCCACGAAGGCGCAGCCUCAGAUGUGUUGA
Messenger RNA from Gymnodraco acuticeps, 639 nucleotides. It is a transcript of the gene prl, whose product is annotated as prolactin. Gene Ontology annotation, cellular component: extracellular region. Bases 1 to 639 code for a protein of 212 amino acids. Gene Ontology annotation, molecular function: hormone activity. Gene Ontology annotation, biological process: response to nutrient levels; positive regulation of cell population proliferation; positive regulation of receptor signaling pathway via JAK-STAT. Lineage: Eukaryota; Metazoa; Chordata; Actinopteri; Perciformes; Bathydraconidae. The transcript is spliced from 5 exons. The record is from RefSeq and is a predicted model, not a curated record.